AUGUCGUUAGAAGGAAGAGAAAUCAUUAUAGGCACCAAAUACAAAUUAGGCCGAAAGAUUGGCGCUGGUUCUUUUGGUGAAAUUUAUUUGGGCACAAACAUCAUGAGCGGCGAGGACAUUGCUGUCAAGCUGGAGAGCAUCCGUGCUGCCCAUCCUCAGCUUGAAUAUGAGGCUAGAGUUUACAAGACCUUGGCUGGUGGUGUUGGUAUUCCCUUUGUUAGGUGGUACGGGAGAGAAGGUGACUUUAAUGUGCUUGUUAUGGAUCUGUUGGGCCCCUCCAUGGAAGACCUGUUUAACUACUGUAAACGUCGCUUUUCGCUCAAAACCGUAUUACUGUUGGCCGAUCAAUUGCUAUCUCGCGUGGAAUAUGUUCACUCCAAAGGCUUCAUCCACAGAGAUAUUAAACCCGAUAACUUCUUAAUGGGUAUUGGUAAACGUGGGAAUCAAGUGAACAUGAUUGAUUUCGGCUUGGCUAAACGAUAUAGAGACCCAAAGAGCAACGUACAUAUACCCUACAGAGAAAAUAAGAACUUGACUGGUACACCACGUUACGCUAGUGUCAAUACUCACUUGGGAAUAGAGCAAUCACGGCGUGAUGACCUCGAAUCACUAGGCUACAUCCUGGUGUACUUUUGCCGAGGUCAGUUGCCUUGGCAGGGCAUUAGAGCCAGAACAAAGAAAGAGAAAUACGAUAAAAUCAUGGAAAAGAAAAUGACUACACCUGCAGACGCAUUAUGUCGUGGCUUGCAUCAGGAGUUCGCAAUAUACCUCAACUAUGUACGAUCUCUUCGCUUUGACGAUAAACCUGACUAUUCCUACCUUCGUAAACUAUUUCGAGACUUGUUUGUUCGUGAAGGCUUUCAAUACGAUUAUGUCUUUGAUUGGACUAUCCGCAAAUUGCAAGAAAAGAAGGCUGCCUAUCAAGCUCCAGAUACUGGCUUGAAUCCUUUAAAUGCAUAUAUGGGAUCUACCCCUCCAUUCGAUGCCAAUCCUAGACGAAUGACAAGUGGAAUGGGCACUGGCGCACCACUACCUUCAGCAAAUCUCAGAGCCCCUUAUCGUUCAGAGACCAAAUCGCCUGAGACGUCCAAACGCUUAGAUGAUGUUAUGCUACAAUAUCAACAGCAGCAAAAGAUGCUCCAACACAAACCCACCUACUUCUCUGGCGGUCCUGUUGUAUCCAGCAGUCAGCAAUUGCAGCAACAACAAGCCCAACAAGCUCAAUUACAACAACAGCAACAAGUCCAACAGCAAGCUCAACAGCAGCAACAAGCUCAACAGCAACAACAGCAGCAGCAGCUAGCAUCGCCUACAGGCUACCAGGAUCCAUAUGCUAAUCAUCUGGGAUACACGGGAACAGGAGGAGGAAGAAUGCUGGUUAGGGAUAAUCAGCAGCAACAGCAUCCAAUGCAACAACAACAACAACAGUUAGGUGGCCCUUCAAGUAGUAGAGUUUUACGUAGCCAAACCAAAGCAGGACACGGAUCUCCACAACAACAUCAGCAGCAGCAGUACUCAUUCCUUCCUGAUACCACCUCGAAUAAUAACAACAACAACAGCAGCAGCAAUGCCAACAAUCCAUAUCUACCAGAGCAAAACGAUAAUGAUGAAGGAGGCUACAUGCGCAAACAAAAUGACAUACAAAACAUCAUGGACGAACGCAAGCCUUCAUUGCAGUCUCCUUCUAAACCAUUUCAUCUAGUAAAUACCAAUCGACUUUAUGAAGACUUUUAA
Messenger RNA from Mucor velutinosus, 1734 nucleotides. RefSeq names its product Protein kinase domain-containing protein. Gene Ontology annotation, biological process: endocytosis; peptidyl-serine phosphorylation; signal transduction. The transcript has 8 exons. NCBI's taxonomy places the organism in Eukaryota, Fungi, Mucoromycota, Mucoromycetes, Mucorales, Mucoraceae. Gene Ontology annotation, cellular component: nucleus; cytoplasm. Bases 1 to 1734 code for a protein of 577 amino acids. The record is from RefSeq and is a predicted model, not a curated record. Gene Ontology annotation, molecular function: ATP binding; protein serine/threonine kinase activity.